Molecule: messenger RNA, 1116 nt
Organism: Aplysia californica (California sea hare)
Lineage: Eukaryota; Metazoa; Mollusca; Gastropoda; Aplysiida; Aplysiidae
Product: lectin-like
Exons: 1
Coding region: 264-1010 (248 amino acids)
Source: RefSeq, a predicted model, not a curated record
ACAGCUAGGUCCAGAGGAAUAAACUGCUAUUAAAUGAGACAAAAGGACACAACUGUGGCACAGUAUUAUCAAGGCUGUUCCUGAGCAUGCAGUCUUUGUAUGUGUUGUUAAAUCUAACAUUUUCAAAUUAAAAUUUAAUCACUGUUUUCAAGAAGAGAACACUUUGCUGAGAUAAGAAAGCUGUUUUUGGAAGCUAACUGUAAUCCACAUUAUAACCUAGACACAGUUUUCGCCUUCGUGGUGAGGUCGUAACUACUUGGAGAAUGUCGUUAUUUUUACGCUCUUUAGCUUACGUCACGUACGCAUUCCUGUCUGUCCUCUUCACGUCCCUCGUCUCUGGAACUACAACACGCACUCGCAACUUUGACCGAAUUGUUUCCCCUUCCGGAGGUAUCGUCUCAUCCGGGGUCUAUACAGCACCCUCCGUCUCGGCCUGCUGCGUCCGGUGCCUGUCUCGUCACACGAGCUCUUACGUCACCUACAACAAAUCCACCAGAUCUUGCAAGUGUGUCUCUGGAUUGAGCCGCUUGCUGCCCCCUCCGCCAAGCUCAGAUCUCCUUUACGGACACACUCUGGGCAGUCAGUGUGAGGUCUUCCCGGGUUUUGACGUCUUCAGAUUCAACGAUCUCAACGUCUGUCUGAUGAUGGGUGCUGACAAAAAGACAUACGUCCAGGCUGUAGCUGAAUGUGCGCUCUUCUCCAAUGGGCGUCUUUUCAUCGGAAACACGACAGACAAGCAGCAGGUUUUGGCGACAGUCGCUGAAAAACACAACGUUACAACGACUUGUAUAUGGGUAGGUCUUGAUGAUAGAAUGAAGGAGGGCGAGUUUGUGUGGUCUGACGGGCACAUAGCCACGGAGGAAGAGAAACUACAGCUAUUUAAGGAAGGUCAGCCUGAUAAUGCUAACAACGCAGAUUGUGUUUGCUUUUAUCCGCAAUAUGUUGCCUAUAGCGACGGCUGGUGCGGAUACCGAUUGAGAUACAUUUGCGAAAUUCCCUUAAUUUACUGAAAUUUUCAUCCGCUGUACACUGAAGACAGAAUUAAAAAGCGCCAAGCUCGUUUUAGGAAAUGUUGGUAAGAACGGCGUUGCAGCAAUAGCAAUAAAAUAAUUAGUU